This is a messenger RNA of Ochlerotatus camptorhynchus, 4811 nucleotides long. RefSeq lists its product as uncharacterized. Bases 1 to 1560 code for a protein of 519 amino acids. The record is from RefSeq and is a predicted model, not a curated record. NCBI's taxonomy places the organism in Eukaryota, Metazoa, Arthropoda, Insecta, Diptera, Culicidae. The transcript has 2 exons.
AUGAGCGUCGAGGAGAGCGCCUCCGCCAACAGCAGCAGCAGAGCAUUAACGAGUAUUGAGCGUCGAGGAGAGCGCCUCCGCCUUCAACAACAGCAGAGCAUCAAGGCCAACCCGUAUAAAACAUUCAACAGCCGCAACAAUUACAUCAACCACAAAAAAACUGCUCACGAAUAUUCAAGGAAUACGACACUUUCCAAAUUUUACGGACAUGUAAAAAUACUAGAAACAAAAUAUGAAUCUGUUUAUAGCAUCUUUAACAGUCUUCCACCAAAGCAACGAAGAAAGAGAGGACUAUUAAAUUUGCUAGGGACAGAAAUCAACAAAAAUUUUAAAAUAUUCAGGGAAAUUAUAAAGAUCAAUUACAACUUAGAUAACCUGAAGACCCACCUUGAAGAUCUGUUUGAAUCAGUGCAACUAGCUAAAGUAAAUAUUAUUCCAAAACAAAUACUAUCAGUCGAAGAGUUAGGAUUUGUUUCAAAUAUCCUAGAACAGCAAAAUAUUAGACCACACAGCAUAGAGCAAAUCUACGAGUUUCUUGAUUUAUCAGCAUAUUAUAACAAUUCAAAAAUAAUAUUUAUAGUUUCAAUUCCAAGAUUAGAAAACUCUACGUAUACCGAAUUUUUACUAGAACCUCUUCCAAUAUCAGAUAAAAUUUUGAAACCACCAGCCAGUGUUGCUUUGCAUAAUGGUAACAAGACGUACUUCAUCAAGGAGAAAUGCCUAAACAUCGAGAAGACGAGACUGUGUAACAUUAACAACCUCAUAGAUGCAACCGAAGACUCGUGCUACUCAAAUUUGCUGAGAGGACUAUCAGGAAAUUGUACUUUCGUAAAAUGCCUUCAGCCUACGGAGAUAAGAAGAAUCACGGACAAUCAUAUCGUAACUACAAACACUCAGGACAUCGAAGUAGAUUCGAAUUGUGGACUCACCAAACGAAACAUAUCCGGUACAUAUUUGAUCGAGUUUCACAACUGCAGCAUCUUUAUAAAUGGCACCAGAUACAACAACGUCGAAGCCUUUAAGUCAGAACCGACAUUUGUAAUGCCUCUGAACGGUUUGCACAUUAACGAAAAGACCCUGGAAGUUCGUAACAUCGAUGAAAUCCACAUAAGAAACAGGCACUACAUCGAAACAUUGACAAAGGAACACAACAUCCGGACAUACACAUCACUAAGUAUGUCGACAAUCUGUAUCCUUUUAAGUAUCAUUACAGGCCUUUUUUGGAUAUCAAGGAGACGCAAACAAAUUUCUCUUUACAUUGGAACAUCCAAGGAGUCUAAACAAUUAGGACCGCUCGAAACCAGAAGCAUCUCAGCGAAUCGGGACGAUUCGUCUUCAAAAGGGGGAGUAGUUAAGAACGAACCCUCUUGGACCACAACCAACCGCUUUAUCGGUGCAUCUCUAUUAUCAUCAUCACCGUCAUCCAUACCAUUAGCAACAACAGCAACCAAUCACUUCAUUGGUACAUCUCUAUUAUCGUCAUCAUCGUCAUCAUCCAUACCAACAACAACAACAACACCAACGCCGAUGACGACGACUAAGACUCAGCAAUCGGCAUAGCAGUUAGCACGAUCACUAACCCGCACCCAAGUCCAAGCAUCAGCAAUUCUUCCCCAGCAACACUAAGGUAGCUCAGUAACGAGUAAGGCAUAUUCCUACAUCAGCAAAUGGUCAUCCGGCAGCCAACGAUGUCACCAACCCUUGGACCUGCCAACGAUCGAAGACACCUCAGCAGUUUCACCACCAACUAACGAUGUCACCAACCCUUGGACCCGCCAACGACGGAAGACACCUCAGCAGUUUUGUCGCCCUUGCAACAGCAACACGGCGACCACGUUCCCUCUUUAAAUUUAUCUUACUCAGCUGAUUGAUAGGGCUUCGGUAGGUUUGGUUAUAAUAUAAUUCAAUAAAUCAGUUCAGUUGGUUUUAGACCUCAGUACAGUUAACUAGUGUUUUUUUAAAACACAUCCAAAAGUUAUAUAUAAAAGAAAAAUACCAGAAAAAAUGGACUUUAACUUUACGGUAAAUAAAAAUGGCAAUUGUCAACUUUGACAACAAAAGGAUAACGCGGAAGACAUGGUUCGAUGCGAUGAUUGUCAUCGCUGGUUCCAUUUGUCUUGUGGAAAGUUAACCCACCAACCACAAUCAGAAGAGCCUUGGUCUUGCAUCAAGUGCUCUAAAAUUAAGGCCGAAUUUAAGGCCCUAGAAGAAAAGGUAGUUAAACUUUCUGAAGUUUCAUCCCAACAAACCAAACAAGAGCCUCAGGUUGAAGUUUUUGAAGCCAUUAUUGACAAAAUAAAAGAAAUAAAUACCGGUGGAAAAUCCCCGGCUGAGCGCCAAGUUUUAAGACAGUCCCUAAUGGAACUGCCGUAUUUCGAUGGAAAUUAUAAAGUGUGGUCCAGGUUCAAACAUACCUUCCUGGAAACUACCGAACAAGGAAAUUUUUCCGAUUUAGAAAAUUUGACUCCUUUACAGAAGAGUCUCAAAGGUGAAGCAUUAAGAGCAGUAAGUUCGCUCUUAAUAGACUCCAACAAUGUGAAUUCAAUCAUAACAAAGUUAGAAAAUCAGUUCGGUAGUGUCGAACUAGUGUAUAAUGGACUAUUGCAAGAGGUACUUCCACUGGGAAAUCCCAGGUUCGACAUGCCAAAAACGAUGAUAGACUUUAUUUCCGCAAUAGGAAAUCUAGUCAUAAAUAUGAAAUGUCUGGAUCAUGAGGAAUACCUCAACGAUCCCAGAUUAGUAAGGGAUCUAGCCAAAAGGCUUCCUAAUUACCUCUACCAAAAGUGGGCUGGCGUACCUUAACGAGGAGAAGGAGCAAGCUACCUCAUUAAACCCGUUUCUGGCGCCAAACGUCAGCGAAUUUUAUGCCUGGUUAGAGCCUCAAGAGAAACUAGCUACCACGCUGAUAGCAGACAGGGGCAACAGGAAUGAUAAACCGUUCAAAUUUGAAAAACCCGACAGAAUAAAUUAUCACGACAUAAGAAGCCCUUCUAAGUGCUUCAAGUGCGGGAAAAACCACAAACUAACAACAUGUGAGGGAUUUAGAAAAAUGAAUGUAGACAAAAGAAGAGACUUUGUUAAAAACAAACAACUUUGCUUCUCCUGCUGUGGAUCAAACCAUAUGGUAAACAAUUGCAAGUCAAAAAGGAUCUGCAAUAUAAACGAAUGCAAGAGUAACCACAACCGCUUAUUGCAUACCAGAGGGGAAGAAGCCAAUAAAACGGAAACCAACAGAACAACAGCGCAUGUUAACUGCCAUAAGGAGAAACAAACCAGAGUUUUCUAUCAGAUACUGCCGAUAACCUUGUUUAAUAAAGAUAACAGUGUACAAACACAUAUAUUUUUUGACUCUAGAUCUUCCGUCAGUUUGAUUAACAAAACUACGGCGGACGAACUACACUUAAAGGGAAAUCCAAAUUCCGUAACUUUCGCCUGGACUAACGGCGACAUUCAAGACGAAGUCGAUAGCAGGGUCGUGCAGUUAAAAAUAGAGGGAGCGAAUGGGAAAAGAUUCCUGCUAAAGGAAUUAAAUACCAUGUCGAAUCUCUCCUUACCCGUACAAUCACUAGAUGCCCGAACAAUGAAAUAAAAACAUCCCUAUCUUAAGGGAAUUCCACUCGAUUCAUAUAAAAAGGCAAAUCCUACCAUUCUAUUGGGACUGCCACACGCUUAUCUUUUCAAAACACUUGAAGAGAGCGGUGGCGGAUUCAACGAACCUAUCGCUCCAAAAACCCAAUUAGGAUGGGUGUUAUUCGGAAGUAGCAACGCUUCACCAGAUAAAUAUCUUAAAAAUCUGGACCAUGUGUUCAUUAUGACAGUUAGCGCUCAACUUCCAAGCGGAGCAGACGUUUUAUUUCCCUAGAAGCCACACGCAAGCUAUAUUUUUUUCAAUUUUCGGUUCGCCUCGUUUUAAUGGUUGUUUUCGCGUGCUCUUUUCGUCGCGAUUAUCGCCGCGAUGAGUGUUCGACGUGAAAACACGUUUCGCAUCGAUUAUUCGAACGUGCCGAAGAAGCCAUCCUACGAUGAGCAGCUUCAUGACUUUGUUGCUACCGAAUUGGGUCUACAAUACGAAGAAGUUCUUUGUUACGAACGCGAUAUUGAGCUUACAGUAAAUUUAAGAACAAAACAAUAAUAAUCAUCAAAUUAGUAAACCUUGUUAGGUUUGGAGUAGUAGCAAAAAACAUGAACCAAAACAGAACGAUUAUUCUCGGAAGGACAAAUAGACAAAGAAUACCGAAAAAACAGUUUCCAAUGAUCGAAUGUGCUAUAACGGCUCUAUCCCUUUUCCUUCUAAUAAGAGCGUGGCAGGAGAGUAAGAAAAUUCAAUACAACAUUCACGACUUAACCGCGCCGGCUCAGCUAGUGAAUCUUCAGCAAGGAGAGAUCAAUGCUAUGAGCGUGUGUAGGCGGACCAUGCUUAAAAGAAAAAGAACAGCAUGAUGCGAUCUCAAGUGGAUUCGUUCAUAGGCGAUAGCAAGUCCCACGAAAAUAGCGGUAAAGGACCAACGUCUAGUUGGAAAUAACCUACUGCAAGAAGCCGUGUUAUAGAACUGGCAAGGUGACUAGCAUGAGACCCAGAGCGACGAUUGAGGUUAGGUAAUAAAAACGAUACCAAAAAAAUAUGUUUGUGUAUUACAGAGCGGCUGGACCAGUUGAGCGAAGAAUGAAAUAAGUAAAACGACCCACGCUAAGUUAAACAAAUUUAUAGACCACGUAUGGUUACAUUUGGUUAAUGGAAAAGCAAAAAGGAAAACUCCUAACUAGGAUGAACAAAAAUCUGGCAUCUCUCUUUUGCCUUAGACUUAAGGGGG